ACUCCCCCCGUCAAAUCCACGCGAACAUCGCCACGCCAAGGGAGAGGAGAGCUCGGAAAGCACCGCCAGCGCCGCAGCCCCCCGCGAAUCCGCGCCCGGAUCUCCCGGCCCGGCGGCGAUGGCGCUCUCCGACCUCUCCCGCGACUCGCUCCUCCCCAGCUUCCUCUACUCCUCGCGCUCCUUCGCCGCCGCCGCCCCGCGCUUCCCCUCCUCCCCGUCGCCCUACCAGGCGCCCGCCUCGCCCGCCGCGGCCCCGGCUGCUGGCCUCGUCGGCGCUGGCGGGGUCGGGGGCGGCAGGCCCUUCUCGAUCCGCGCGCCCAACGAGAAGAUCGUCAUGUACUCGCCGGCCUUCUACGCCGCCUGCACCGCCGGGGGGAUCGCCAGCUGCGGCCUCACCCACAUGGCCGUCACCCCGCUCGACCUCGUCAAGUGCAACAUGCAGAUUGACCCGGCCAAAUACAAGAGCAUCACAUCUGGAUUUGGUGUUCUGUUUAAGGAGCAAGGAGCUAGGGGAUUCUUCAGGGGAUGGGUGCCUACGUUGCUUGGUUACAGUGCUCAGGGGGCUUGCAAGUUUGGGUUCUACGAGUUCUUUAAGAAGACCUACUCAGAUAUGGCUGGGCCUGAGAAUGCCGUGAAGUACAAGACCCUGAUUUACCUUGCAGGUUCAGCUUCUGCUGAGGUAAUUGCUGAUAUUGCUCUGUGCCCCUUUGAAGCUGUCAAGGUCCGUGUGCAGACACAGCCUGGAUUUGCUCGUGGGUUGAGUGACGGGCUUCCCAAGUUCAUCAAAGCUGAGGGUGCUGCUGGGCUCUAUAAGGGCAUCGUUCCACUCUGGGGUCGCCAGAUUCCUUACACCAUGAUGAAGUUUGCCUCCUUUGAGACCAUUGUUGAGCUUAUCUACAAGCACGCUGUUCCUGUUCCCAAGGCCGAGUGCAGCAAGUCUUCCCAGUUGGGUAUCAGCUUUGCUGGUGGCUACAUUGCCGGUGUCUUCUGUGCUAUUGUUUCUCACCCUGCUGACAACCUGGUCUCUUUCCUCAACAAUGCCAAGGGUGCUACAGUGGGUGAUGCUGUUAACAAGAUUGGCAUGUUGGGCCUUUUCACAAGAGGGCUACCCCUUCGUAUAGUCAUGAUUGGUACUCUUACCGGUGCUCAGUGGGGAAUCUAUGACGCGUUCAAGGUCAUGGUUGGACUCCCGACCACCGGCGGUGCUCCACCAGUUGCUCCGGUAGAGGAAGCAGCGAAAGCCAGCGCUUGAUUGAUUUUUCCUACUACGACGAUGACGAUGUAUUCCGGGAUGAUGUGGUAUUGGUGGAUGGGGACUGUAUCAAUUACUUGAGUUUAGCAACCGAAAUCUUUUGUUAUUGUAGCAGAUGGUUAUUGUGUCAUCAUUUUGAUGAGAGGAACUCAUUAAGCAGGCGAAAUAGGCCUUUUUUGUCCCCGGGAAGUUUGAUGCUUGACAUAAUAAGUCUUAGGACAGCAAGGCUGUUAGAGCGCAGGUUUUGCCAUCACCUGUACUGAGGAACUCCCAUAUACUCCUGUUUACCUCCAAUUCCAUGCUGUUGUUAUCGUGGCA
Messenger RNA from Triticum aestivum (bread wheat), 1570 nucleotides. Its product is annotated as mitochondrial phosphate carrier protein 3, mitochondrial. The transcript has 6 exons. Gene Ontology annotation, biological process: mitochondrial phosphate ion transmembrane transport. Gene Ontology annotation, cellular component: mitochondrial inner membrane. Bases 119 to 1252 code for a protein of 377 amino acids. The record is from RefSeq and is a predicted model, not a curated record. NCBI's taxonomy places the organism in Eukaryota, Viridiplantae, Streptophyta, Magnoliopsida, Poales, Poaceae. Gene Ontology annotation, molecular function: phosphate transmembrane transporter activity.